UCUUGAAGAUCUGGUUGUUCAUCUUCGGAUUGAAGAGGACAAUCAGAAGUCUUCGGGGAAGUCCCCGAUGAUGGAAGCUCGUGCCAACUUGCUAGAGCAAGGCAACUCGAGCAAAAGGAAGCCCCCUAACAAAGGGAAGCAGCAGCCUGUCAAAGUGUGGAAAUUUACUGCAAAUUGCCACAACUUUGGAAAGCCGAACCAUAUGGCUAAGAACUGCAGGAAGCCUAAAAAGGCUGGUCUGAAGAAGGCACAACAUGGUGCCCUCAUUGCUGAACACGGCCCUGUGCUGAGUGAACUAACCGAUAUGGAUAUCUCGGCUGUGGUGUUUGAAGCCAAUUUGGUGGAUAACCUAAGGGCGUGGUACAUUGAUACUGGUGCCACUCGACACGUGUGUUCUGACAAGGGGUUGUUUUCUGAAUACACUCCUUCAAAUGGUCGGAAGCUCCACAUGGGCAACUCCUCCUCGUCUGAUGUGGCUGGAGUUGGCAUCGUGGUGCUGAAGCUGACUUCUGGAAAGGAGUUAAAGCUUAAGGAUGUGCUGCAUGUCCCAGACAUCCGCAAGAAUUUGGUCUCCGGAUCUCUUCUUGUAGAGCAUGGUUUUAAGUUAGUAUUUGAAGCUAAGAAGUUUAUUCUUAGCAAGUAUGGUAAAUUCCUUGGUCGUGGCUAUCUCGACAAUGGUUUAUUUAAAAUGAAUGUAAUGGCUGUGAGCCGUGUAACCGUUUCCAAUGAUAAUGAAAAUCGUACUUCU
This is a messenger RNA of Striga hermonthica, 748 nucleotides long. NCBI's taxonomy places the organism in Eukaryota, Viridiplantae, Streptophyta, Magnoliopsida, Lamiales, Orobanchaceae. The record is from the annotation of a GenBank genome assembly.